CCAUCGCCGAAGAAUGUCAUCAUCCUUGGUAAGAGGGUGUCCAGGUCUGUCCUUCAAGACUCUGAGAUUGCCUUUCUUUUCACCUGGGAGCCGGCGGAUGGUCUGCCAAAAUACUUUGUUUGCGGUGUGGAAAUUCGACUCCAACACCUCACCGAAUUUCUCCCAGAGAUCAACUUCGGCCUUUAGCGCUGCUUACCUGCCGCCUUGCGCGCUUCCGCGUAUCGCAUGCGAGUUGAAGGCUACUCUUCGCUUCCGCUCCAUUUCUUCAAUGCAGCCUUCCUACAUGCGCAUUAAAAUUGCCUAUCAAAGUGAGUGACU
Soboliphyme baturini is the source of this 318-nucleotide messenger RNA. The record is from the annotation of a GenBank genome assembly. NCBI's taxonomy places the organism in Eukaryota, Metazoa, Nematoda, Enoplea, Dioctophymatida, Soboliphymatidae.